UAUCUCUCAGCUCUUUUUAUAAUAGAUCCGAAGCGUCUGUCCCUUCUCCUUCAUCAAGAUUCUCUCAAUUCUACCCGACGCUUCUUCAGAUUCUCUUUGUUAUCAGAGAGAUCAAAUCGAUGGCUUCCCUCGAUUCCGACGUCACCAUGGUUCCCGCAGGAGAAUCCUCAAGCAGCGUCGCCCCAUCGUCGUCGUCCACCAAGAAGGCGAAGAGAUUCGAAGUUAAGAAGUGGAGCGCCGUGGCUCUCUGGGCUUGGGAUAUCGUUGUUGAUAAUUGCGCCAUCUGCAGAAACCACAUCAUGGAUUUGUGUAUUGAAUGUCAGGCUAAUCAGGCCAGUGCUACGAGUGAGGAAUGCACUGUUGCUUGGGGGGUUUGCAACCACGCCUUCCACUUUCACUGCAUCAGCAGAUGGCUUAAGACUCGUCAAGUUUGUCCAUUGGAUAACAGUGAGUGGGAGUUCCAGAAGUAUGGUCACUAAACCCACCAGCAAAUCAUUUGGUUGGCGCAUAUGAGAUGCUGAUAUUGCUCAAAGUUCUUUGUUUUUUUUUCUUUUUUCUGGUUGUCUCAAAGUUGUCAAAACAGAGAUUACUCUGUUGAUAUUACUCUUCACUGAACCUAUUAUGUUUUGCUUUGAGUGAUAUCUUCAAUUUCAAGGAAAUAUGUAGUUCCUGCCAA
This is a messenger RNA of Brassica rapa (field mustard), 676 nucleotides long. RefSeq names its product RING-box protein 1a. The record is from RefSeq and is a predicted model, not a curated record. Lineage: Eukaryota; Viridiplantae; Streptophyta; Magnoliopsida; Brassicales; Brassicaceae. Gene Ontology annotation, molecular function: zinc ion binding.